Molecule: messenger RNA, 1998 nt
Organism: Geosmithia morbida
Lineage: Eukaryota; Fungi; Ascomycota; Sordariomycetes; Hypocreales; Bionectriaceae
Product: transcription initiation factor TFIID subunit 6
Exons: 3
Coding region: 1-1998 (665 amino acids)
Biological process (GO): transcription initiation at RNA polymerase II promoter; RNA polymerase II preinitiation complex assembly
Cellular component (GO): SAGA complex; SLIK (SAGA-like) complex; transcription factor TFIID complex
Molecular function (GO): RNA polymerase II general transcription initiation factor activity; transcription coactivator activity; protein heterodimerization activity
Source: RefSeq, a predicted model, not a curated record
AUGGCGAGCGGAGGAGACCCCAGACUCCUGUGGAACCCCGAAAACAUCAAGGAUGUAGCCGAGUCGGUGGGCAUCGGCUCCCUGAACGAGGAGGCGCUCAAGGCGCUGACGCAGGACGUCGAGUACCGCAUCGGCCAGGUCAUCAUCGAGGCGCUGCGGCUGAUGCGCGCGGCGCGGCGGACCACUAUGACUGUCAACGACGUGUCGCUCGCCCUCAGGGUGCUCGACGCCGAGCCCCUGUACGGAUACGACUCGACUCGACCUCUGCGGUUCGGCGAGGCCAGCCUCGGCCCCGGGCAGCCCCUCUUCUACAUUGAGGAUGAGGAGGUGGACUUUGAGAAGCUGAUCAAUGCACCGCUUCCCAAGGUGCCGCGUGAUAUGAGUCUGACGGCUCACUGGUUGGCCAUCGAAGGCGUGCAGCCGUCUAUACCGCAGAACCCGACGACGACCGAGGCGCGAUCCCAAGAUUACAUGCCCAAGGGUCCCGGGGCGAAUCCCGCGCUGUCGGCGCUCUCGGGCAAUGACGUGGCAACUACGGCGGCAGGCGGUGCGGCGGGGAGUGGUGCCGGCGGCGGCGGCGGUGAUGGCGGCGGUGGUGGUGCAGGCGCGGGCGGCAAGCCUGCCGUCAAGCACAUCGUCAGCAAGGAACUGAUACUGUACUUUGACAAGAUCCAGGCGGCCAUCCUCGACGACAGUCCGGACGAGGAGGUGGCGCGUCUGCGGCAGGCGGCGCUGGGCUCCGUGCGAGACGACCCGGGCCUGCACCAGCUGAUACCCUACUUCAUCAACUUCAUCAUGGACCGCGUGACGCACAACCUCGACGACACCUUCACUCUCAAGCAGAUGAUGGAGCUGACGCACGCCCUCAUCGAGAACAAGACGCUCUUCCUCGACCCGUACGCCAGUCCGCUGUCUGCGCCCGUCCUGACUUGUCUGAUGGCCCGCAAGCUCGGUAGUUCCUAUGGGACCAGCAGCCUCAGUAGCGACAAUAACAACAACAACAACAACAACAAUGACUCUGACUCUAGCACCAUCAAGGAGCAAUACGAGCUUCGUCAGCUGGCCGCCUCUCUCGUGGGUCGUAUCGCCCGCAAAUACGCCUCCACAAACACCCUGCUCCGUCCCAAGCUCACCCGCACCUGCCUAAAGUACCUCCUCGACCCGACAAAGCCGCCGGCCGUCCUGUACGGAGCCGUCCUAGGCAUCCUCGAGGCCGGCGGGCCUGAGGCUAUCCGCGUGCUCGUCCUGCGCAGCCUGCGCCUGUUUGACGAGCAGAUCCUCCAGCCGCUCAGGGAGAAGUCGGCCGCUCCGUCCAUCGACUACGAGAUGCUCGUACAGGCCAUCCUCCAAGCCGUGGCCUCCCUCGCCGACGUCGACAAGCUCGUCCAGGACGGUCAGCACGACGGCGGCAACUCCAUGGCCGUGGACGGUGGGAGCACCGGCACGCUGUCUGAAUCGCACAAGGCCGACCUCGUCGCUUGGAUUGGUCCUACCAUCGGUAACAAGGUUGCUGGUUCUGGCAAUCGGAAACUCAUCAUGACUAUUUUGGAUGCACGACCAGAGGGCAAUCUCACCCCUGACAAUUUCCUUUUUGGUGAAGCCCUUUCCGAUGUCGAAGAUGAGGUGGCGCACGCCGUUGAUGAAGUGGUAGGUGAAGGGGAAGGAGAGGGCGAGCUUGAUGCCGCCGGCGACGACGACGGGGAGGGCGCUGAAAGCGGCGGCCACGCUGGCGCUCUCGAGGUGCCAUCCCAGCAGCGGGGAGACGAGGUAGGCGGCGAAGUAGGCGUAGGCGGCGCCCGACAGGGUGCACCCGGUGAUGCGCGUCCAGGCCGAGUGGCCCAGCCAGGUCUGGUUGAGCUUGUAGAUGCCCAGGUGGGGCGAGACCGGGCGGUUGAGGCGCUGCCUAGCCAGGAUCUCGUUGCCCUCGGUCGGGGUGGCCUUUUCCGUCGUGAGGUGUCUGUGAAACCGACCCGAUCCCGAUCCAGUCCACCGAGUUAG